UAUGUGGGCGGGAAAGGCAGUGUGAAGAGCGAACAAAAAUGUGCGUUACGGUACGGGAGUUAUCUUGGACCAAACACCUGCAAGUUGCAAGCGUCUACGUGAUCCUUCCACGUCAAAUCGAAAAACAUGGAUACACAAGUUUUGGAACCUUCUUUGUACUCUGUGAAAGCCAUCAUGAUAUUAGACAAUGAUGGAAACAGACUUAUGGCAAAGUAUUAUGACGAUCAAUUCCCAUCAACAAAAGAACAGAAAACAUUUGAAAAGAACCUUUUCAACAAAACACACAGAGCAAAUGCUGAAAUCAUCAUGUUUGAAGGAUUAACAUGUGUAUAUAGAAGUAACGUAGAUCUUUUCUUCUAUGUUGUCGGAAGCACAAAUGAAAAUGAGCUUAUUCUGGCCAGUGUUCUUAAUGCAUUCUACGAUUCCAUUUGUCAAAUUUUGCGGAGAAAUGUUGAGAAGCGAGCACUUUUGGAGAACAUGGAUGCUGGAUUUCUUGUUCUUGAUGAAAUCUGUGAUGGAGGAAUAAUAUUGGAUUGUGACAGUCAGAGUAUAAUAAGUAAAGUUGCAAUAAAGACUGAUGAUAUACCAAUUGGGGAACAGACAGUAUCACAGCAAUUGAAGUCAAAACUUGAGGUGCCAAUAAAUUUAGGAAAGCAGCAAAUCAGGUCUAAACUGGAGGUUAUACAAACAGCAAAAGAACAGAUCAAGUGGUCCUUACUGAAGUGAUAUGGACAAGCAAAAAGGACAUUUAUUUAUACAUGUAUAUUGUGGAAAUAGAUUUAAAGGAGAUGUGGAAAAAUUCCAGCUGAUUGCAGACAAACUGGGGAAUAUUUAAUUGCGAUAUUUGUAUUUAUGCAUUUUACAAUUAAAUGGCUGUCUUGCAAAAUGAGGUUUUAUCAAGAAAUUUUCUGUAACUAACGCCUCAAUUAUCUAAUAGCAUUGUGAUACAUUACAUUCAAGUUUUAAUUUGUUGUUAGAACAAAAGUCUCAUAAAUGAUAAAGAUACAUUUAAUUUAAAGGAAAACAUUAUUUGAUAAAUAGUUGAAAGAAAGCGGGUUUUUGUGUAAAAUUUUAAUAGAUUGGAACUUUUUAACCAGGUUUUCAAUGAAAACCUGAGUUAUUAGAUUGGGGUAUGUCGUUGGUCGGGCGGGCAGGCGGGCGGGCGGAUGGGCGGGCAGCGGCGUCAAACUGGUGUUUCCGGUCAAGAUAUUUGAAUAAAACUUGGUUUGUAUGUAGCUUAUAUCAAGACAAAGGCUGGGAUUGAUUUUAGGGUUUCUGGGGUCAAGGUCAAGGUCACUGUUACUUAAAAUAGAAAAAGUGUUUCCGGUCAAUAACUUUUGUUUCGGUAAAGAUAUUUGAAAAAAACUUGGUAUGUAUGUAGCUUAUAUCAAGACAAAGGCUGGGAUUGAUUUUGAGGUUUCUGGGGUCAAGGUCAAGGUCACUGUUACUUAAAAUAGAAAAAGGGUUUCCGGUCAAUAACUUAACUUAGGAAUGAGCUAUCAUGAUGAAACUUGGGUGUAUAGAAAACUUAUAUAAAGUUGUAGCUUGGGAUUGAUUUUGGGGUUUCUGGGAUCAAGCUCAAGGUCAUUGUUACAAAAAAUAGGGUAAGGGUUAGGUUAGGGUUAGGGUUGUGCUUUAAAGUGGUGCACUGUGAUUCAGUAUACUUUUUUAUUCUUAUGAAAAGUGUUGAAUACCUGGUUUUGUGGCAUUGUCGCGUUUCUUGUUGUCAUUACAAUUAGUAUUUUUUAAAUUCAGAUAGAAGGUGCAUCUCUGUAUGAAAAGUUAGAAGCAAGUAUUGUCUUCUGUUUUUGUCUGAGGUGUUUGCAAACGUUAUUGUAGUUACAGGCAAGCUGAAGUAAUUUGUUUCAAACAUUAAGAAUUUAUUCUAUCAAAUGAGAUACGAAUUUCGUUGUUGACAAUAUUGAAAAACAGUAAUCACAGUUCUCUUCCCUUGUAUUUCUGUUGUUCAUAAAGAUUUUUUUAGGUCAAACGUACUUUUAUAUGCCAUAACGAUUCGUUUAACGUCAGAACAUAUUUUCCUUCUUGUGAAAAGAUGGCAAAUAAUUCGGUCAAUAUGGCAGAUGUCACUAUUCAUUGUGGGAAGAGUUUUAUUGUUGAUGCGACUUCUAGUAGAUCGUUAUGAUACGCAUUGUCUGUAAAAAUUCUGUACAUAUAUUUAUGUCUGUAUGUGACUUCUUUAUUUCACAAAUUAAGGAAUUAAAUCUUUGUAGAAAGCUGUCAAAUUUGUUACAAUGUUCUCAUGUCCAUUUUUUCACUUAAUUUGUUAAUAUCCUGCCAAAAAAAAAGGAGGAAAGGUUAAACAGAAACAUAUCUAUUGAUGAUGCCAUAAAAAACCUGUGUAUAGCUAUAAAAUGCGUGUAGCUAUAAAAUAUGCAGAGCUAUCAAAUUUGUAGAGCUACUACUAACAAAAGUGAAAUUAUUUUUAUGAUUAUAUGGUUUACUGCAUCAAGCUGUUGUAGCAAGUAUGUUGCAUUCUACAUGAAUUUUUAUUUUCCUUCCUAUGUCGUGUAAGAAAGUAAAUGAAGUUACCUCCCUUGGUCUGUAAAAUAUUUUGUAAAUGCAGGGAAAUAGGCACAUAUGAAGUGUAUGUAAAUGUAUAUUUUUAUGUGAUCAGUAUGAAAUAAAUGGUAUGUACAGUU
Messenger RNA from Mercenaria mercenaria, 2660 nucleotides. Its product is annotated as coatomer subunit zeta-1-like. Bases 127 to 726 code for a protein of 199 amino acids. The record is from RefSeq and is a predicted model, not a curated record. The transcript has 10 exons. NCBI's taxonomy places the organism in Eukaryota, Metazoa, Mollusca, Bivalvia, Venerida, Veneridae. Gene Ontology annotation, cellular component: COPI vesicle coat. Gene Ontology annotation, biological process: intra-Golgi vesicle-mediated transport; retrograde vesicle-mediated transport, Golgi to endoplasmic reticulum; intracellular protein transport.